CUGGGGUUGGGCUAGGUUCCGUCUCCGGCGUCCGUCCGGCCUUGCUCCGCCUUUUCCCCAGAAGGAAUUCAGGGAGACGGCAGCUGCAGCCACGCUAUCCAGGCCGGCCAGGAGUCCCUGCAACUGAGUAGAAUAAUGGCUUCCAACACAGAGCGCACAUUCAUUGCCAUCAAACCUGAUGGAGUUCAGCGGGGAUUAACAGGUGAAAUCAUCAAGCGAUUUGAACAGAAGGGCUUCCGUCUAGUGGCUAUGAAAUUUGUGCAUGCUUCUGAAGAGCUUCUCAAACAGCACUAUAUUGACUUGAAAGACAGGCCGUUCUACCCUGGUUUGGUUAAAUAUAUGAAUUCUGGGCCUGUAGUAGCCAUGGUUUGGGAAGGACUGAAUGUGGUGAAGACAGGGAGAGUAAUGUUGGGGGAAACUAACCCAGCAGAUUCCAAGCCUGGCACUAUCCGUGGCGACUUCUGCAUUCAAGUGGGCAGGAACAUCAUUCAUGGGAGUGACUCUGUGGAAAGUGCUCAAAAAGAGAUCAACUUGUGGUUUAAGCCUGCGGAACUUGUGAACUUCAAAUCUUGUGCUCAUGAUUGGGUUUAUGAAUAGAAUAGUCCUUAUGAUUUGUGCCUUCUUCCAACAAAGCAUCUCAUUCCACCCACCUACUGACCUGGGAGCAAUUAUUACGGUUACCUUUGUGAUUACUGGCACUAAGAAAUAAAGUAUCAUGAACUACUAA
Molecule: messenger RNA, 727 nt
Organism: Rhineura floridana
Lineage: Eukaryota; Metazoa; Chordata; Lepidosauria; Squamata; Rhineuridae
Product: nucleoside diphosphate kinase
Exons: 5
Coding region: 136-597 (153 amino acids)
Biological process (GO): regulation of apoptotic process; UTP biosynthetic process; GTP biosynthetic process
Molecular function (GO): nucleoside diphosphate kinase activity
Source: RefSeq, a predicted model, not a curated record